AUGGCAGGCGAAACACAAUCGACCACUGAAGGCAUAGAAGUGCCGCCCGCAGAACAUGGCGUGGGCUUCCCGCCGUUCGACGCGACAACGUUUGCGUCGCAGCUGCUGUGGCUCGCCAUCACCUUCGGCGUCUUCUACUGGAUCAUGAAGAACGUGGCGAUGCCGCGGAUCGCUGGGAUCCUUGAAGACCGCAAGGACCGGAUCGCCGGUGAUCUUUCCGAGGCCAACCGCCUGAAAGACGAAACCGAUGCAGCGAUCGCAGCAUACGAGCAGGCGCUGGCCGAGGCCCGUAACAAGGCACACAGCAUUGCUCACGACACGCGUGCCAAGCUGAAGGCUGAUCACGAAGCUCGCCGCGAAAAGGCGGAAGCCGAGCUGAACGAGAAGCUGCAGGCCGCUGAAACGCAGAUCGCCGGUAUCAAGACCGAGGCACUGUCCCAGAUCGGCGAAAUUGCCGGAGACACCACGUCAGCGCUCGAGACCAUCAUGGAUGCAACAUUUUGGGCCCUGAUCGGUCUCAUCCUCUUCUUCGCCCUGAUCAUCUAUCUCAAGGUCCCGGGCAAGAUAGGCGGUUCGCUCGACGACCGCGCGGAUGGUAUCCGCAAGGAACUGGAAGAAGCACGCAAGAUGCGUGAAGAAGCCCAGGCCCUCCUGUCGGAAUACCAGCGCAAGCGCCAUGAAGCGGAAGGCGAAGCAGAAGCGAUCAUCGCGGAAGCCAACGCCGAAGCUGAGCGUCUGACGGUAGAAACCAACCAGGCACUGGAAGAGAUGAUCGCGCGCCGUACCAAGGCCGCGGAAACCAAGAUCGCCCAGGCGGAAACACAGGCAAUUGCCGAAGUCCGCGCAAAGGCAGCGGAUGUCGCGGUUGCCGCCGCCGAGGAAAUCCUGGCUUCCAAGGUCAAGGACAAGGUCGCUGACGAUAUUCUUGCCAAGAGCAUCGAUCAGGUCAAAGAACGUUUGAACUGA
This is a messenger RNA of Effrenium voratum, 966 nucleotides long. The record is from the annotation of a GenBank genome assembly. NCBI's taxonomy places the organism in Eukaryota, Dinophyceae, Suessiales, Symbiodiniaceae.